Messenger RNA from Rhododendron vialii, 839 nucleotides. RefSeq lists its product as uncharacterized. The transcript is spliced from 2 exons. The coding region runs from base 255 to 404 and encodes 49 amino acids. NCBI's taxonomy places the organism in Eukaryota, Viridiplantae, Streptophyta, Magnoliopsida, Ericales, Ericaceae. The record is from RefSeq and is a predicted model, not a curated record.
GUGAAAACCUUGGUUACGAGCCGUGUCUCCAAUCUGAAAUCAGCAUGUACGUCCGCUCGUCCAUAACCUUUGGUUGGACCGCCGAGAUCUGGCUUGUCAGCUGAUUGUGAUUCUGUCUGUGUCAACGUUCCCAAGACGCUCUCUCGCUCUCUCUCUCUCUCUCUACAUACACGUGUAUAUAUCAGUGUAUGUACGGAGUUGUAUAGCAACACCAAAUCGGAGACAUAACACUGAUCAGAAGAGAGAGGGCGACGAUGUUCCUGAUGGGAUUUAUUAGUUUGCAGAGCUUGUUGGACCUAAUAGUAGCUGGGUUUUCUCUGGUAAUUGGGUUGGGGAUUUUCGCAUUCACUGCUUCCAUUCUUUGCACUGCUGCUUUCUUGCAAAACGCCAAGGACGUCUCUUGAUCCCCCAAAUUUCAAGGCAGGAAACGUGCAAGAUUAUGAAGUUUUGAAUGGAAUAAAUGGGAGCAUGUUGUACUUUCUGUAGACUUUCACGUUCUUUGACUGGCAUCUUCGCUGUUCGGUGCACAAUAAGAGAGCAGCACAACAUGAAACUGGGUUGGCGUUGCCCCUGUGACUUGUUGUAAGGUUCGUUUUUUCAGGAAAAUAGGCAAGUUUGAGAGAGACCAUGAUGUACGGCAAGCAUUUUGUUUCAAUGUAACAAAAAAACUGUACUGUGUUUUUUGCAAAGCAAAAGAAUGUAGGAAUUUCUCCUGAAACCGAUAGUGGAACACUUUCUCUCGAGUCUGUUACUAGUUGGAAAGGAUGGUAUGGUUACUAUGGUUUGCCUGAUCUUGAAUCGUAACCCGAAUGAGAAACAAUCAACAGAUCUCUUGGUCA